Molecule: messenger RNA, 1232 nt
Organism: Oncorhynchus gorbuscha (pink salmon)
Lineage: Eukaryota; Metazoa; Chordata; Actinopteri; Salmoniformes; Salmonidae
Product: chromobox protein homolog 3-like
Exons: 5
Coding region: 154-723 (189 amino acids)
Biological process (GO): chromatin organization; negative regulation of transcription by RNA polymerase II
Cellular component (GO): nucleus; pericentric heterochromatin
Molecular function (GO): chromatin binding
Source: RefSeq, a predicted model, not a curated record
UACCCUAGCGGCACCCGUAGAAAAAGGCAGAGGUUUUUUUUGGCGCUCGCGCAGCAGCAACAUUCUGCACCACACGCGGGUGAGAAGAGAACGAAGUUGCUUGCUCGCUUUCUCCGUCGUUCAUUCUACAUCAGCUUUUUAUUGAUUUGCAAGAUGAAAACCUCCUCCCCUCUUGUUUCGCAGCCAAACAUGGGUAAAAAGCAGAAUGGCAAAGGGAAGAAGGAAGUAUUGGAGGCAGAGCCGCCAGAGGAGUAUGUUGUGGAGAAGGUGAUGGACCAACGCAUUGUCAACGGGAAGGUGGAAUUCUUCCUCAAGUGGAAGGGAUUUACAGAGGCGGAUAACACUUGGGAGCCAGAGGAUAACCUGGAUUGUCCAGAGCUGAUCUCGGCUUUCUUGGAAGCACAGAAGACCGUGGUGGAGAAUCCUGACUCCAACAAGAGGAAGUCUUCAACAGAUGAGCCAGAGACAGAGGGAAACAAAGCCAAGAAGAAGAAGGAUGUGAGUGACAAGCCGCGGGGCUUUGCCAGGAGCCUGGAUCCAGAGAGGAUAAUUGGUGCUACAGACAGCAGUGGAGAACUUAUGUUCUUGAUGAAGUGGAAAGACUCCGAUGAGGCGGACCUGGUCCCGGCCCGCGAGGCCAACACCCGUUGCCCUCAGGUGGUCAUCUCCUUCUACGAGGAGAGGCUGACCUGGCACUCCUGUCCUGAGGACGAGGCCCAAUAGCACCCGUUCCUCAACCAACUGAUGUCCCUUGUGCCCCCCCCCCCAGACCUUCGACCCCGUCCCUGUUCCUGCCUCUCAGGACUGUUCAUGUCUCCACUUUUUUGUUGUCAUUUACAGCAUGUUUAGCCAUAGUAUUAGUGCAGAGCAGUCAGGUGAAAGUCUGUGCUUUUGUACGCGUUUUUAGUGAUAGGAUGAUAUUUACUGGGAAUAAGACCGGUGAGGAGAAAUGGAUGGGUGAUUUGUCGCUUUUUAAUGAACCUAUUCCUCAUCCAGUACUGGUAGGGACUGGUUCCUCAACUGAUAUGUAGUUACUGUUGGAAAUGUACAUCUUGUAUAAUCCAUGUAGUUUGACAUCUUCUCCCUCACAUUCAGCUAGUUUCUUUUUUUCCAUCUCCCCCAUGUUGCAUACUUGAAUCCCUUGAACAGCAUGUCUUUUGCUGUAUAUUCACUUUGUAAAUAUUUUUUCAAAAAGCUGUUCAAUAAAGGUUUAUAUGCUUCAUUUUACCACC